GACAGAUUGCCAAUGCCAAUUGCCAUAUCGAACAUCGUUGUCUUUCUGCUGCUAAUUUGGUUUUCGAUUAAAAAAUCUUUUGGUGCUCUCAUGUUUAUUAAAUAAAACAAUAAUAAACAUUAAAUAGAACAAUGAAAUCAUACAUAAUUUGCCUUUUACUCUUGGGCCUCACCUACGAGGUCCAAUCGUGGGAUAAAGACGAGUUGGAAAUAUUCGAUUUGGUCGAGGAAAUAAACAAGAACUUCUACGAAGUGAUGGCAAUUUCUCAGAAUGCAACUGGCCAAGAAAUCAAACGAGCAUUCCGAACUUUAUCCAUUGUCCUUCAUCCAGACAAAAACAAUGCCGAAGAUGCAAAUAUUCAAUUCAGAAAUUUAGUAUCCGUCUACGAAGUCCUCAAAGAUCCAUCAAAACGGGAAAAAUAUAAUAAAGUAUUAACUGAAGGACUGCCUAAUUGGAAAUCAGCUCUCUAUUAUUAUCGGCGAAUGCGUAAGGUGGGCUUGUACGAGGGAGCGUUAAUAAUCUUCGUCAUAAUAUCCGUCGGGCAGUAUUUAUUCGCAUGGGCUGCAUACUUGGAAAAGAAAUAUACUGCUGAACAAGUUUUCGGUUCUAGACUGAAGAAGCUACAAAAGAAAAAUAAGAAUAUUGAUCUAGACUCGAUACUCAAUGAAAUACCAUCGCCGUCUAUCUUAAAUACGCUACCUUUUCAAAUACCGAUGUUCUUUUGGAACCUUCCAUCUACUAUCAAAUCAGGAGUAUCAAAAGCCAACGAGAUGAAAGAAGCUGCUCUAGAAAAACGAAGACUGGAAGCUGAAGAACUCAAACGACAACAAGAACUUGAAGAAGAGUUCGAAGAAAUGGCCAGAGCAAGGAAAGAGAAAAAGGAGAAUAUUCGCAAACGCCGACUAGCGUCUAAAGCUCCAGAAAAAACCGAUGCUGAACUAGCUGGUUAUUCCCGGAUCGAGGCGAGGGAACCUAACGAAAAAGAUGCUAUUAAAGCCGUUACACAAAAAACAACUCCAUUAAGUGGUGGAUUUUGGACUGACGAAGAUCUAGCCGAAUUAAUCCGAUUGGUUAAAAAAUACCCAGGAGGAGCUGGCAGUCGAUGGGAAACCAUUGCUGAAACAAUGAAUCGCUCUGUGCAGGAAGUUACCUUCAUGGCAGCUAAAAUGAAAGAAAACGGCUAUCGCAUACCCGGCCAAUCCGACAGCGUGGCCGAGAACAUUGUCCAAGAUGUUGCACUAAAAAAAGAAAAAGUCAAGAAAACCGACAAAACCAUCCUCAUUCCCGAAAAGAAUUGGUCACAAGAACAACAGCGGGCAUUAGAAAAUGCCAUAGUCAAGUAUCUUAAGUCGGCAGGAACAGAUCGUUGGCAAAAAAUUGCCAAUUCUGUACCCGAAAAGACCAAGGAAGAAUGUAUUCUACGAUACAAACAUUUGUGUGACUUGGUUAAGUCUCAAAAGAACAAAACGGAAGAACCAACUAAUGGCAGUGAUGAGGAGAAGAAUGACGACCAGCAACGCGUAGAGAAUAUCCAAGAAGACGAAAAUGUUCAGGCAGAUGUUGAGGAGGAAGCGGAAGAAGACCAAGAAGAGUUAUUGAAACAAACAGAAGAGGAACCAACCAAAUCCAAGGGAAAGAAACGAAAUAAGCGAAAAGAGAGAAGACGAAGGAGAGAAUUCUCUAGUGACGAAGACACAGACGACGAAGCUAUCUAAAAAAACAACAAGACAAAACAGUCACAAAUAGUGUAGGUAGUAUUUAUCGCAACCCCAUCAAACGUUGUAUAGUUUAGGAAUGUCGAACGUUCUAGAUUUUUUGUAUGUAUAAAUGUGUAGCUUAUAAACAUAAAUAAAUCAGCCAAUAGUAAAACACAAAUCAAAA
This is a messenger RNA of Eupeodes corollae, 1881 nucleotides long. RefSeq lists its product as uncharacterized. The transcript has 5 exons. Lineage: Eukaryota; Metazoa; Arthropoda; Insecta; Diptera; Syrphidae. The record is from RefSeq and is a predicted model, not a curated record. Gene Ontology annotation, cellular component: endomembrane system. Bases 132 to 1715 code for a protein of 527 amino acids.